GUUUGAACAAACGGAUAAAAGAGAAACAGAAGAGUGAAAGCUAACGUCAAACCUUUCUAUUUAUACACACCACACACCUUCACUUGGACGAGGCAUCGUUGUUCUUGUUCGUUUAGAGACACACAGUGCCAAUCUCAGAGAGAACACAAAUGGAUGAAGCAGCAGGAGCUUCGGUUUACGCUGCCAUGGCAAGUUGGUUCACACCCUCGUAUCUAUUCGUCUUCAUCAACCUCGUCAUCGGCACCAUAGCUAUCACCACUCGUUUCGCCAACACCACAGAAAAGCAUCACCAACACCAACACCAACACCUCCACCGUUCUCCCUCCCUGCUAGAACGCAUCGCGUCCUUCAACUUCCGUUACCACAAGCACGAGCAAAUAUCAACAACGCCUCACGACGUUGUUGAUCCGGUCCAGAGUCUGGACUCGUCUCAACUCGAGCGGGUUCCGUCUUUGUUGGACCGGGUCAGGUCAUUUAGUCUCGACUUUACAAAAGUCGAGACUAAAGAACCUGUUGAGCCGGUCCAGAAUUCGGACUUGCUCCCACUCGAGCGGGCUCCAUCCUUGCUGGACCGGAUUAGGUCAUUCAAUCUGAACUUUACAGAAGCUCAGGUUGAAGAACAUGAUGAACCGGUCCAGCAGCAACUGAGCCGUACUUCGUCCCUGUUGGACUGUGUAAUGUCUUUCAACCUCGGCUUUAUAAAAACUGAGGUUGAAAAACCUGAUGAACCGGAGCCAGCUCAGCAACAACUGAGGCGAGCUCCGUCGAUCCUUCAGCGGAUUAAGUCUUUGACGUUUGAAAGAUCGGAGUCGGUGAAGGAUUCACAUGAGGCUGAGGAAAGGGAAGAAGAGGAAGGGGUGGACGCGAAGGCCGAUGAUUUCAUCAACAGGUUUAGGCAGCAACUGAGGUUGCAGAGGCUUGAUUCUAUUCUACGUUACAGGGAUACGCUCAAACGAAACUGAAGUUAGAACAAGAGAAGAAGAACCCUUUGGGUGAAAAUAUAUUAUUAUUUCAAAGAAUCAUUCCUUCGCCACCAGCUGCAUGAACACGAGAAUUCGGCUAGCUAGGCUGUUGUGUGUUUGUAAUAGUAUGGUGUUUUGCACGGCUUGGAAAACCGUUGCUAUUUCUUCUUCUUCUUCUUUUUCUUCCGGCAUGAGUAGUUUUGAACCGAUGAUAGUUCAUAAAGUACAAUUAGUUACAUUCACAUACUGAUUGGAAAAAGUUUUUGGUUUGCGUUACUUCCUUGCAGCAAGCAAAGGCAUAUGGUUACUUACGUUAAAUUAGGAAAAUUUUUAACUUCAGAAUGGGUGUUACGUUCGAGGAAAAAGUGAAAUGAGAUGUGAACAAUUUGUUUCGAAUAAUGAAUAUGCAUCACAAACGAAUAUGAACCACUCUUACUCCAUCUUGCGUUGA
This is a messenger RNA of Cajanus cajan (pigeon pea), 1413 nucleotides long. RefSeq lists its product as uncharacterized. NCBI's taxonomy places the organism in Eukaryota, Viridiplantae, Streptophyta, Magnoliopsida, Fabales, Fabaceae. The record is from RefSeq and is a predicted model, not a curated record.